AUGGCGGAGGAACUGUUACCGGAGAGCGAUGCGAAAAUGCACGGGUCUCUCACGAGGUCACUGCUGGCAGUGGCUCUCCUGUCCUCGCUCGGCAGCUCCUUGCUCUAUGGCUACAACUUAGCUGUGGUCAACUCUCCUGCACAGUACAUCAAAGCCUUCUACAAUGAGUCAAUCAUCGAUACCUACGACUGGAUUCCAGAUGAACAGUUCCUAACUGUAUUAUACUCCAUCACUGUGUCCAUCUUUGCUAUUGGAGGGAUGACCGGGGCUCUGCUGGUGGGAAAGCUAGUCACAAAAUAUGGAAGGAAAGGGACGCUGGUGAAAUCCAGUGUGCUGGUGUUUAUAGCAGGAGCUAUGAUGGGCUUCAGCAGAUGGUGCCGGAUGCCAGCGAUGGUCAUCUUUGGACGCUUCAUCAUGGGAAUACACUCAGGAAUCUCUCUCAGUGUGGUGCCGAUGUACCUUGGGGAGAUCGCCCCCAAGAACCUGCGAGGCUUCCUGGGCCUGAUUCCCAGCAUCCACAUCUGUCUCGGCGUCUUCAUCGCUCAGGUGCUGGGGCUCCACGAACUGCUGGGAGAGGAAAAGCACUGGCCUCUGCUGCUGGCCCUGGUGGUGCUUCCUACCCUAGUCCAGGUGAUGCUGUUGCCAUGGUUUCCAGAGAGUCCACGGUACCUGUUGAUAGAGAAGGGAAAUGUGCACGCCACCAUUGCAGCACUAAAGUGGUUCCGUACUAAAGGAAACAUCCAGGCAGAGGUUGAGGAGAUGCAGGAGGAGCAACGCUCUUUAUCGUCCAUCCGGACCAUCUCUGUCUGGGGCCUGCUCAGGGACCGCUGUGUCCGCUGGCAGGUCAUCACCAUUAUGGUGGUCAACGUCGGCAUGCAGCUGUCAGGCAUCGACGCGAUCUGGUUCUACACAAAUGAAAUAUUCAGUAAUGCUGGGAUCCCAGAGCCUCAAAUUCAGUACACAACAGUGGGAACUGGAGCCAUUGAGGUCAUCUCUGGGGUGCUGGGGUGUUUCACCAUCGAUCGUGUGGGCAGGAGACCUCUGAUGAUUGGCGGCUUCCUCUUCAUGGGAGUGUGCUGUGCAGGAAUCACUGUGUCCGUCCUCCUCCAGACGCAGCUGCCCUUCAUGCGCUACAUCAGUGUGGGCUGCGUUGUUGGGAUCAUCGCAGGCUUCUGCAUAGGUCCAGCUGGCGUGCCGUUCCUGAUCACAGCAGAGCUGUUUAAGCAGUCGCACAGACCGGCUGCCUACACUGUGGCUGGUUGCCUCAACUGGCUGUCCAACUUCACCAUCGGCUUCGUCUUCCCCUUCCUAGAGGACGCUACAGGUCCUUACUGUUACCUGAUCUUCUGUGCGAUCUGCUUGGGCGUGGCCCUCUACACCAUCUUCAUCAUUCCUGAGACCAAGAACAAAACCUUUAUGGAGAUCAGUCAGAUGUUCGCUGCAAGGAACAAGGUACACGAAGAGGAGCUGACUGCCAACGGUCAUUUGAAAAUGGCUAUGAUGAAUGGCUACGGAACCCUCGGCCACCGUGACGAAAAAUAAGAGCCCAUAGAGAAAGAACGUAGAGGUGGACCUUCAACGAAGGUUUCUUUGAUUAGUACGACCCAGACAAACGUGGAACUAUGGCCACAAGAUGAGGUAGCAUUCCUCGUUUCCCUCAGUGGUUAAAAGGUCACACAUUUGCUUUUUGUUGCAUUUUUACACUGUUGAGUUCAAGGUGAAUGCCUUGACCAAAAAUGUUUGUUUUGUAUUUCUUUUCGUCCC
This is a messenger RNA of Limanda limanda (common dab), 1764 nucleotides long. RefSeq names its product solute carrier family 2 member 15b (gene slc2a15b). Gene Ontology annotation, molecular function: hexose transmembrane transporter activity. The transcript is spliced from 12 exons. The coding region runs from base 1 to 1542 and encodes 513 amino acids. Lineage: Eukaryota; Metazoa; Chordata; Actinopteri; Pleuronectiformes; Pleuronectidae. Gene Ontology annotation, cellular component: membrane. The record is from RefSeq and is a predicted model, not a curated record. Gene Ontology annotation, biological process: monosaccharide transmembrane transport.